AUGCUCCUCAACGCCACCAUCCCUCUGUCGGUGGACUUUGACUCUCCGGAGGAUUUCAUCAUCUUCAUCUUCCACAUCCUGUUCGCCACCAGCUCUGCGCUCAUGGCCGGCUCGGUGGUCAUCGGCAUCUCCUCCACGCGCGCCCUGCGAGGUCAGAACCGGUUUAUCUUCAUGCUGAACACGAGCAUCAGUGACACUCUGACCGGCUUCUCUGUCUACUACCUCGGUCUCUUCGACGUCCAGGAGGGCUACCCCUCCAGGAACGGGACCUAUUAUAUUUUACCCUCCUUUUUAGGUGUUAAUGUGCUAACUUUUCUCUUUGCUCAGUUUGACAGAUACUUCGCUGUGUGCCAUCCUUUCUUCUAUAACCGCUACAUUACGAGGUCAGUGGUGAUUGGGAUCUGUGCGUUCUGCUGGAUUUACACAUACACGAUCCUCACAGUGCAGAACAUGGUGCCCAUCUCUAAAGCGGCUCAGAUCAAUGCGUUCGGCGUGAUGACUCUGCAGAUCAUAGUUCUUGUUAAAGUGUUGAUGACUAUUAAAUUAUACAUCAUAGCCAGGAGUCACCUGGUGAGAGAGGCGCCCACUGCUGAGAGAGACAACAAGAAGGAGUCUCUGCGCAUCAUUGUGUUUGUGGUGAUUUGUUUCUUGGCUCUGUGGAGUCCUUCUUUUGUCAAUAUUAUAGUCCGACAGCUGACCAGGAAAGGCCUGAGGUUCAGGAACGAGGCUACAAACCUGUUCGCCAUCAUGGCGCGUCUGAACGCACUGGUUACCCCGGGUCUGUAUAUUUGGGGCAGCCCGGCGCUGCGUCAGGCCGUGUGGAGGAGCGUGUGGAGGAGGGUGUGCUGCAGGACGAGGGCCAGGUGA
Messenger RNA from Cheilinus undulatus (humphead wrasse), 867 nucleotides. RefSeq names its product G-protein coupled receptor 183-like. NCBI's taxonomy places the organism in Eukaryota, Metazoa, Chordata, Actinopteri, Labriformes, Labridae. Gene Ontology annotation, cellular component: membrane. Gene Ontology annotation, molecular function: G protein-coupled receptor activity. The transcript has a single exon. The record is from RefSeq and is a predicted model, not a curated record. Bases 1 to 867 code for a protein of 288 amino acids. Gene Ontology annotation, biological process: G protein-coupled receptor signaling pathway.